Molecule: messenger RNA, 1300 nt
Organism: Bipolaris maydis ATCC 48331
Lineage: Eukaryota; Fungi; Ascomycota; Dothideomycetes; Pleosporales; Pleosporaceae
Product: Alpha/Beta hydrolase protein
Source: RefSeq, a predicted model, not a curated record
AACCGCAACUUUUGUACUCGCUCUCUUCCACCAUUUCCAGUAUUGCACACAGCCUGAAAAAUAUGUCAAACAUUUCCUUCGUCUUCGGUCCGCGAAAUAGCAUCUUUUUCGACUGUCCUCAAACAUGGAAAUUUCAUGAAAUACCGCCCACACUUCGUCAGUUAUUCAACAGCUCCAUGAGCCCUGCUUGGAGGAUUGCUAGCCCUUAUUGCCUUGCUCUCGCACCUCAUGUAAACACUCAAGAGCCAGUGUGGUACGUAGGGUGCAAGACAUUGGACGGAGAGGACAAGCAAUUUUUUUCUCAAACCUACUUUGACGUCAACUAUCCUGACCUUGCGCGAUGGUCGAAAUCGUUCCCGAAUGCCGCCCGCUCGUGCUUCAUCACCUUUGGCCAGAACUUCAGCUACUUUGCUUGCGCCCAAGGAAGAGGGUCAAUAUGGGCUGGCAUACCUUCAGAUCUCGAGGAUAAACUCCGAAAAUCACAUGAUACGCCCACCUGUGUCAGUCUCGGAGUGAAGAAUGCAUGGUUCGUCAUGUAUCCUGAUCGGCGUAUAGCAUGGGAUUUCCAUGGCCAUUACAACACACUGAAUAAGAUCAUAAUAGAUGCUGCACCAGGAGCUAUCAUCUAUGUCGCCAUCUCGCCGUAUCACCAAGACCACUAUUUCAUCGCAUUCCAGGACGGAUCUGUCAAGUACAACUUCCUGGGAGGACCUCCAGAAUGGUCGAUUCUCAUGAACGAGGUUUUCAGCCUCUGGAAUUCUCAGCGCGUGCACCAGCACCACACCAGCACGGCACCUUCACCUCAACCACAGAUACCACAAUAUGCAUAUGGACAUAUGCAAAGACCUCAGCUGCAGCCUCAUCUUCAACCACAGUUGAAUGGUGCCUUUAGCACCCCUCAAUCGCCGAUGACUAUUCACGAAUCCCCUUCAAUCCACAAUGCUUCGUUAUACCAGCACAAUCAACAUAUCCAGCAAAGCACAGUUCAGAAUAUCUCACUCCCAAGCAAGGAACCGCAUUAUGGUGUGUCGGCAGUGCCGGUUGAGUUACCAGGAGAUAUGCUGCAUCCUCUACCACAGCUCGCGACAGCACAAAUUGUAGAUCAACCAGCAAAGAAAAGGCAUAGCUUUCUAUCUAAGAUUUUCUGAGGCAAGACUGAAGAAGUUUUCAGGUUGACAUGCAUGUCUCUUUCAGGCGUCCCAUGAUAGGGCCGUGUAAUGGCCGGAGUACUUAUGUAGGAAGCAUCACAAUAUUGUGUGGGGUCUGUCGGUUGGGAUGCUGGCACCAAUCAAGUCACUGU